This is a messenger RNA of Equus quagga, 1396 nucleotides long. Its product is annotated as transport and Golgi organization protein 1 homolog. The coding region runs from base 232 to 555 and encodes 107 amino acids. The record is from RefSeq and is a predicted model, not a curated record. Gene Ontology annotation, biological process: vesicle cargo loading; protein secretion; endoplasmic reticulum to Golgi vesicle-mediated transport. Gene Ontology annotation, molecular function: protein binding. The transcript is spliced from 2 exons. Lineage: Eukaryota; Metazoa; Chordata; Mammalia; Perissodactyla; Equidae. Gene Ontology annotation, cellular component: endoplasmic reticulum exit site; endoplasmic reticulum membrane.
CACGGCAGCGAUCAGAGGAGGAGGCGCCGGGAAGGAGGUCGGACCUCUGGUCCGCUUCCGCCAGGACCUCCUCCAUCCCCCGGAGAGCUGGUGCUGACGUGUCAGUCGGGAACUUCUCAAACCGUCCUGGUGUCGCCCCGCCCCUUGCGCUCCGCCCGCCCCUUGCGCUCCGCCCGCCGCCCGGUCCGGCCGCCUCCUCGGCGUCGCCGGCUCCCCCGAGGUGACGACAACAUGGCUGCGGCGGCCAGGGGGCUCUUCUGCCUGCUCCUGCUCGGGCCGCCCUGGCCGGGGCUGGGCCUGACGGACCUGGACACGGGCCGGCGCUUCUCGGAGCAUAAACUCUGCGCCGACGACGAAUGCAGCAUGUUAAUGGUCCGAGGUGAGGCUCUGCAAGAUUUUGCAGGCCCGGAUUGUCGUUUUGUGAAUUUUAAAAAAGGAGACCCUGUAUAUGUCUACUAUAAACUGGCAGGGGGAUCGCCUGAAGUUUGGGCAGGAAGUGUAAGUAAAAAGUCGACGUCCUUUCUUUUCUUACAUUUUAUCAGCUUAACACCGUAGCUUUAAAUAACUGUUUUCUUGGAAUCUUUGAUGGAGUGAACCUGUCCGCUCUGCCAGGCUGUGGAAAAAGAUGAUGGCCCUGUGUCCCCAGCAGGUGUCAGGCUUGGCACGGACUAAGCGCUCAGCAGAGGUUUCCUGAACAGAACUGAAGUGCUGCUGACUCCUCAGCAUCACCCUCUAGGCCUCAUCAGCCACGGAUGCUCCACGCGUAGUAAAGGGUGAAAUGGUGAAACCUGGAAACCCUUAACUUCAUUCCUUCAAAAAGAAAGAUUCGUGGGCAUUAGACUUAAUCCUAGAAACUGUGUGCAAAAUAGUGUUCCAGGCAUUCAUGGUUAAAGGUGAUUUUACUUGUAUUUUUUUUCUAAAUUAUUAAUAUUUGUGAAAACCUGGCAGCUCUGAGAACAGUUACCUAAUCAUGCAUUUCUUUGCAACUUCUGGGUCAUCCUUUCCCUGCUUUUGAGGCACUUGCUCGAAGAGGUUCCCUGAGUGGCAUUCUUCCUGAUAUCUGACAUGGAAAUCAGUGAAGGCAUCAUGCUUUGAUGUUUUUACUGAGGAGAUCCCCUAGGAGUGACCUGGUAGAGAAGCUCUGAGUCAUUGCCCUUUCCUUUUUAUAAAGUGUCGUGUGUGGACUGUUUGUUUACUGAAAGUAGUGGGUCCUUGAUGUCCUUAGGGUUCUCCAAACUUAGAGUAAUAUCCAGUCCCAACUGAGAAAACUUUCACUCUCCGUAAAACACCAAACAAACGACAGAAAAUAAGGCUUGAGGAGCCGGCCCUGUGGCCGAGUGGUUAAGUUUGCGCGCUCUGCUUUGGCGGCACAGGGUUUUGCUGGUUUGGAUCCUGG